This is a messenger RNA of Triticum turgidum subsp. durum (durum wheat), 1266 nucleotides long. Lineage: Eukaryota; Viridiplantae; Streptophyta; Magnoliopsida; Poales; Poaceae. The record is from the annotation of a GenBank genome assembly.
AUGGCGGGGGCGCAGCUGCGGCGCGUGGUGGCCGUGCUCCUCCUGGCCUGCUGCUGCAGCAUGGCGCCGGCGGCGACGGCGAGGGGGAUGUCGGCGGGGAUCGCGCACAACAUCACGUCCUUCCUCAGCGGCCACCCGGAGUACAAGCAGUACAACCGGUACCUGACGGAGACGCGGGUGUGCGACGAGAUCAACGCGCGCGCGGGGGUCACGGUGCUGGUCCUCGGCGACGGCGCCAUGUCCACGCUGGUGUCGGACGCCGGGGCCGACCUGGGCGCCAUCAAGAACGCGCUCCGCCUGCACGCGCUGCUCGACUACUGGGACGUCAAGAAGCUCAAGGCCCUCCCCGCCGGCGCCGACACGCUCACCGACACCUUCUACCAGGCCGCGGGCGGCGCGGCCACCAGCGCCACGGGCAGCGUCAAGAUGGCCAAGCUGGACGGCGGCGGCUUCGGCUUCGCGUCCGCCGCCAGCCCCGGCGACGCCUACGACGCCACCUUCGCCAAGGCGCUCAAGCAGACGCAGUACGACUUCGCGGUGCUGGAGGUCACGGCGCCCAUCGAGUUCGACGGCCUCUUCGACGGGCCGACCGUCGCCAACCUCACCAAGCUGCUGGAGAAGGCCGGCUGCAAGCGCUUCGCGGCGCUCAUCGCCAGCACGGGCGUGCUCAAGGACUACCAGGCGGCGAUGGCGGACGAGGCCGGGCUGACCCUGUUCGCGCCCAAGGACGAUGCGUUCCUGGGCAAGGGCGCGCCGGACGUGGACGCGAUGCCCCGCGCCGACCUCGUCGCGCUCCUGCGGUACCACGCGCUGCCGGGGUACAACCCGAGGCCGUCGCUCAAGCUGGUGAAGGCGUCGGCCCGGCCGUUCCGCACGCUGGCGUCCACGGCGGGCGGGAAGUACAACGUGUCGGUGGUGGCCCGCGGCGACGACGUGUCGCUCGACACCGGCCUCCGCAAGUCCCGCGUGGCGGAGACGGUCCUGGACGACACGCCCGUGUGCGUGCUCACGGUGGACCGCCUCCUGAUGCCCCUGGAGCUCUUCGCCGGCGCGCCCGCGGAGGCCCCCUCGCCGACGCCCGCGCCGGCGCCGUCCCCCGCGGACGCGACGCCGAGCUCCCCGCCGGCGCCGCCGCCAGCCGACGCCCCGUCGGAGGCCGCCGCGGACCACGUUCACAAGGACGUCAAGGCGUCGUCUGCCUCCGCGCUGUCGGUCGGCGCGCUCGCCGCGGCCGCGUGCUCCGCCGUGCUCGCCUCUCUACUGUGA